Messenger RNA from Zea mays, 816 nucleotides. RefSeq names its product 60S ribosomal protein L32-like. The transcript has 4 exons. NCBI's taxonomy places the organism in Eukaryota, Viridiplantae, Streptophyta, Magnoliopsida, Poales, Poaceae. Gene Ontology annotation, biological process: translation. The coding region runs from base 158 to 559 and encodes 133 amino acids. Gene Ontology annotation, cellular component: cytosolic large ribosomal subunit; ribosome. Gene Ontology annotation, molecular function: structural constituent of ribosome. The record is from RefSeq and is a predicted model, not a curated record.
CUGGCGUGGCAUCACCUCGAAGGGCUAGUGGCCCACAAGGCCCGAGCCCACCAACCCUAGGGUUCUCACGGCGCCAUAAGAGCCUCUCCUCUCUCCCCGGCCGCCCGCUGCCGCUGCUUGCGCCUCUCUCGCCCGCAUCGCCGCAGGGUUCGCAAAGAUGGCAGUGCCGCUGCUGACGCAGAAGAUCGUGAAGAAGCGGGUCAAGCAGUUCAAGAGGCCACACCUCGACCGCUACAAGUGCCUCAAGCCAAGCUGGCGUAGGCCCAAGGGUAUCGACUCCCGCGUCAGGCGGAAGUUCAAGGGAUGCACCUUGAUGCCCAACAUUGGAUACGGCUCUGACAAGAAGACGAGGCACUACCUUCCCAACAAGUUCAAGAAGUUUGUCGUUCACAACGUCUCUGAGCUGGAGCUGCUGUUGAUGCACAACAGGACAUACUGUGCCGAGAUUGCCCACAACGUGUCCACCCGGAAGCGCAAGGAGAUCGUCGAACGUGCUGCGCAACUGGACAUCGUGGUCACCAACAAGCUUGCCAGGCUCCGCAGCCAGGAGGACGAGUGAAAUGGCCAUUAUUUCCGGUUGUGAUCCGCUGGUGUGCAAGAUGUUGCUGAGAUCCGAGAUUCAUUCUCUGCCAUUUUUUUAUGCUUAUGUUAGACUUUUCCAAUGGACAAAAUUCUGUUAUAAGCGGAAGAGUGAUGGCGAGGACCAUCUAGUUUUUGACCGGACAUCAUGAAGUAUAUGCAGCCUUGUGCAUGUAAUGGAUCUGAUGGUAAUGAAUCUGUGGCUCCGAAGCUACAUGCAUUUUUCUGAGGCGCAAA